Austrofundulus limnaeus is the source of this 816-nucleotide messenger RNA. It is a transcript of the gene cdk2ap1, whose product is annotated as cyclin dependent kinase 2 associated protein 1. The record is from RefSeq and is a predicted model, not a curated record. Gene Ontology annotation, cellular component: nucleus; cytoplasm. Lineage: Eukaryota; Metazoa; Chordata; Actinopteri; Cyprinodontiformes; Rivulidae.
UUGGAAACCUCCCGUCUCCCUCCACAGCUAACCUGGCCACACUGCAGUCCUACAGGCCCAUUCUGAGUGAAUAUGGACCUCCAUCUCUAGGAUUCUCACAGGGCUCUACUGGCAGUCAAGUGCCUCAGAAUAAAUAUGCAGAACUGCUGUCCAUCAUUGAAGAACUUGGAAAGGAAAUCAGGCCCACAUAUGCAGGAAGCAAAAGUGCAAUGGAGAGACUGAAAAGAGGAAUAAUUCAUGCCAGAGGACUGGUGCGUGAGUGCUUGGCUGAGACAGAAAGAAAUGCAAGAUCCUAGCCAUAAACACACCUUCCUCCCUGCAGGAAGUACUUUUUGUGGCAAAAAAAAAAAAAAUAAAAUAAAAACUUGCAUGGCAUUUCCUCUGAAAGGAGGAAGUAAAUAAAAGGAUGAAAGUUGUUAGAAAGGAAAACAUUUGCAAACUGAAAUGACUCCUGAAGAGUCUGGACUUCAAUCAUGUGACACAAAUUGGGAAUUUGAUAAGACAUGGUUUUUAUGUCCCACUUUUGGGAUCUUAGUUUUGACUUUAUUUUGGUUUUUGCAUGUGAACUAGAUCGUGGGUUAACCGUAGGUACUGCAUGGCUUAUACAGAGGUAAUUGGACAAAACCUUUUCAUUUUUUGAUGGUAUUUGGUCCGUUUUUCAGACCUGUAGAACUGAACUGAGCAGGAGAGAGGGACAGAUGUGCCAAAUGCAUCAGCUUAUCUGUGAUGAAGUUGGUAUUGAAAUGAAAAUGCCGUUACUUGCAUCUUUAUAAGUAUUUAUUACUCACUGUAAUAAAUUGUAUUUUCAAUACAGUG